This is a messenger RNA of Bombyx mori (domestic silkworm), 2216 nucleotides long. RefSeq names its product chromatin accessibility complex 16kD protein (gene Chrac-16). Gene Ontology annotation, cellular component: nucleus; CHRAC. The transcript has 3 exons. The coding region runs from base 589 to 972 and encodes 127 amino acids. The record is from RefSeq and is a predicted model, not a curated record. NCBI's taxonomy places the organism in Eukaryota, Metazoa, Arthropoda, Insecta, Lepidoptera, Bombycidae. Gene Ontology annotation, molecular function: protein heterodimerization activity. Gene Ontology annotation, biological process: chromatin remodeling; DNA-templated DNA replication.
UUCAAUUUUUAUAUAUUGUAAUAAUAAUUAUUACUUUAUAUAAUUAUUUUUAGAUAUUAAUGAUUCCAUUAGUAAAAAUCUCAAUGGCCUACCAUUACUCUAUUCUUAUUAAAUAAUAUGAUCAGAGAGUUUUGGCGGCAACCCGAGUGAAGCGUCACUUGAAGUUUUAUUUUAAUGUUUUUUAAUAGUUUAUUGUGAUGUAUAAUAUAUAAAUUGGGUGUUGUUUUGUGUAUUAGACGUCAAUAAUCGUUGUUCACGAUUAUUGAGGAAUUGGAAUAAAACUGUGGCUAACAUAGCAGUGACUGUUUUUUUUUUCAAGAUAAAAGAUCUGCGGAAAUUCACGCUCACUCACUUUGGACCCAACAAAUCUUACAGAAAAUUAAAAUAUUUAAUGAGCAAUGUUCCGCAUGCCUUUCCGAUUUACAAAUGAAACAAAACAAAGUUUUUGAUUUUGACGUUUAGUUUUGACUUCAGUUUAAAAUGCUUAGAGAUUCGCGGUCUGUUUUAAAUAAUCUAUUUGAAAUGAAUUUUUAAUAGUUCACCUAUAAAAUAUUUCUAGUUAGUUUGUAUUUCCUUUCGACUAAAACGAUGGCUACCCCAAAAAGUGAAAAAGAUCUGCAUUUGCCCCUGUCCAGGGUUAAAACAAUAAUGAAAAGCUCACCGGACGUAGAAGCAGUUGGUCCAGAACCACUAUAUUUAGUCACUAAAGUUACAGAAUUGUUUGUAAUGGAUCUAGCAAAGAGGGCACACAAAAACAGUAAUGCCAACUUCCUAGAAUACAAACAUAUUGCUGAUAUUGUUCAAGAGGAUGACACUUUAGACUUUCUCAGAGAGAUCAUGCCUCGAAAGAUCACUGUGCGUCAAUUCAAAGAGAUGAUGGCCAAGAAAGCUGCCAAGAACGGUGAUGAUUCAAGUGAAGACUCCAGUGAAGACAGCAGUGAAGACUCAUCCAGUAACAAUGAACAAGAGUGAUAAGCUGAACUACAAACACUAAGGGACAAAUUCACAGACUGAAGAAAAGUGAAGAAUUUAAACAGAAACAAAUGUUGAGUGUCUCCUAAUCUGUGCCAAUAAGCCUAUUCUGGCGUUGGGUUAUUUUUAUUAACUUAAUUUUACAAAUUGGUUUCUUUUCUUUCAUGAAAUGUAAUAACAUUUACAAAUAUUGUGCUCGUCAAGUAUCAUUUAAUUGUGUCAUUAAAUUGAUGAUUGUGUCAUUAAAUGAUAGAAUUCUGCCUUUGCAUGUUGUUUGUUAAUCAAAAUGUUAUGCAAUUAAAAUUUGUAUUACUUAUGAUUACUUUAAGUUUUUCAAAUAUUAAAGUGAAAUAAAUAACAGAAAGUUUAUAAAUUAUAUUGCUAAAACUUUGAUCUGGUGUAAUCUAAAAGUAAUUGUCAUUUCAUGGACCAUCUCAAACUAUUUGUUGUGUGACACUUUUAUCAAAUAAUUUCAACUAUAAUUAAGAGCACUGAAGUAUGUUUCUCACAAUAUCUAAGGCAUACAGGAGUAUAAUUGAGGCCGUCAACGCAAAAGUGGCCUAACCCACAAUUUUUCAUAAUCAUGUUUAUAAUUAUGUAUAUUGCAAUCUAUUUAAAAUAUAAUAAAUUUUGAUGCAAAACUGGCAUAUUCAUAGUUUCACCCAUAGGUAAUAGAUGACUGUAAACAUUAUUUUUGCCCCUAUUGUUUUUUGCGUACUCAAAUUUAAACUCGUGAAAAUUUAAAUAUCUCUGCUCCAUAAUAACUAUGGUAAGCUUUGGCCACUUUUGCGCUGACGGCCUCAAUUGUCACAUGAAGUUGGAGUUUCAACCAUACAAGUGAUUGAAACUCCAACUUCAUGUGACAAUUGAGGCCAUCUGGACUCAUAAUUGCAUUUGAUCUGUGCUUAGUGCGAGUUUUGUAGAUGUAGAUUAAAUAUAGAAUGAAUUGUAAACAUUUCAUGUGAGUGGGAUUUUUAUAACUACUAUUUUUUUUAUUAUUUUUGUUUUUGUUUUUUAUAAGCAUUGUAGGUAGCAAUGCAUUACCCAUGGCCACACAAAGUCUAUCGAAGCUUACAUGUAAAGAUAUUUAAAAAAAGAAAUCCAAUGUUUUUAUGCGGAAUGUGCAAGUUGUUUUAUUGCAACAGUAUGGUAUUAUUUAUAUUUGUAAACAGUCAUUAAAAGUAUUUCCUGACUAAGUUGGGUGAACAAACACAGAACAGAAAUAAAAGAAUUUAAACUUCCAA